Penicillium macrosclerotiorum is the source of this 936-nucleotide messenger RNA. Its product is annotated as RsfS/YbeB/iojap family protein. Gene Ontology annotation, cellular component: mitochondrion. The transcript has a single exon. The coding region runs from base 1 to 936 and encodes 311 amino acids. NCBI's taxonomy places the organism in Eukaryota, Fungi, Ascomycota, Eurotiomycetes, Eurotiales, Aspergillaceae. Gene Ontology annotation, biological process: mitochondrial gene expression; mitochondrial proton-transporting ATP synthase complex assembly; mRNA stabilization. The record is from RefSeq and is a predicted model, not a curated record.
AUGCCUAUACCCCGACAAGCCUUUCCCCUUCGUUCUCGUCUCAACCACAGGGCUUUCUCCGCGGCCGGUCCGCUGCGGUCUGAUCGCCCCCCUGUAUCGCAGCAACCAGACCUAAACUUGUCGCCGGCGGAAGAGUCUUCUGCAGUGUCGGAGUCAAAUGUCUCGGCAAAUCCAUCCCAUAUUCCCUGGUAUUUGCAAGAGGAGACGCCAACGGACGAGAAACGGCCUGUGACAGGUGAUCAUAUCCCAAAGAUCCCCGAGAAUGCGCCUCAAAUGUUGCCGAUCCUUCUUGAAUACACAUAUAAAGACCUUGGUCUGGAUGAUAUGAAGCUCUUUGAUUUGCGCGGGCUCGAAAUACCGGCUGCAUUGGGCGCCAAUGUCAUCAUGAUCGUUGGAACAGCUCGCAGUGGGAAGCACCUCAAUGUUGCCGCGGAUCGCCUGUGUCGGUGGCUUCGGAGCCAAUUUAAACUCGCCCCUUAUGCUGACGGAUUACUCGGCCGCAAUGAGCUCAAGAUCAAGCUUCGACGAAAAGCCAAGCGAGCGCGCGCAGCUGCUCAUGCUGGGAGAAUGGUUGACGAGAAGGACGAUGGGAUUACUACGGGCUGGAUUUGUGUGAAUGCGGGCGUGGUGGACAAAGAGGCGCCGAAGAUGGAUCUGAACGAAGCUGGAUUUGAAGGAUUCGGUCAACUUAACACGGGUACCACUGUGGUAGUUCAGAUUUUUACUGAGGAGAAAAGAGCGGACCUAGACCUGGAUGGCCUUUGGAACGCGACUUUGGAACGGGCCGAGCAGCAGAGACUUCAAUAUGGUACUGAGCCAGUACCUACAGCCGAGUCGCCGUCUACUAGCAAUCUUUUUUCGGCGGCGGCGCUAAACCCGGUGGGCAGAGGAGAGGCAUGCAUGCCUCAGCCCAUUCCGCGAACUCAUCCAGCCUAG